AUGGCGCCAUCACCAGAGCCGCGCCCCUCUACUGGUGCGUCAGAGAGCCCCGACGACAAUAGCGGCGGCAGCGGCAGCACUAGACGGUUCUACUGGGAAUGUCAGCGCCGGGGCUUGGUCUGCGAUUCGAAACGUCCUGUUUGCUCCAGGUUGUGCCCUGGGUAUGAGAACGUGAAGCCUUUGACCUGGGUGGCCCCUAAUCAGGUCACGACGCGGACAUGGAGGGGCGGACGAAAACCGAAAACUGACAAAAUCGACAUCGCCAAGAAGGGUUCGAAAGGUAGCGGAAAGAAAAAGGCGAUACAGAAGAUUCCAGAAGAAGAAGAUCGUCGGGUACAGCUCAUUCAUGUAUUCCCCGGACAAGAGCUCCGGACGGAAACAUGCGACAUUGCUGAUGCCUCAGUUUAUUGGAACGAACAGGUUUACCCAUACUUCUACGAGAACCAGCUCACUAAGAGCCCCUGGGUUGUACCAAUUUCCCAUAUCCACGCUAUGAAACCAUACCGACGACAUGGCCUAGUCACUAUGGCAAUCGAGCACCGGAUGUCACGCCUAUCGCCUGCAAGGAAUGACGCUUACGCGAUUGAGGUCAGAGCUAGGGCCUAUCAGCAUCGUCUUACAGCGAUCCAGGCUUUAAACAAGGAGAUCGAAAAUGAGAGUACGCGAUGCUCCGAUGCAACUCUAGCUGGCGUAAUCGUCAUCCUCUUCAGUGAUCUUAUGGGGAGUGCAACAGAGCCUAAUUGGCAUGCGUUCUGUCAAAAGUCGCCGCAUCUCAAGUCUCUCGUGUUGUUCUGUAAAGUCAUCGAGAAUCUCGCCAAUACAACUAGCCCCGCCCACGAUCAAGUGUCGCCAGUGGCAAACUUCAAGAUACGAAAUGUAGUGAGGGACGUAUUCUCGAUUGGUUAUUAUCCCCAGCUUCCAUGUCCAGUCGACUUACUCAUCGACAUCAUCCACAUCAACCGCCUUCGCUUCCAAGCAACGUGCAGUCAACCUGGAGGACCUCUCACCUCGAUCAGGAUGGAAGCAGAGCGUCUCCUAGACAAGAUUUUGGACUAUUCACCUGAAGUCUGGUCUGGUAGCACGGAGCCUUUAGCAGAUGGACAUCUCUUAAUGGCCAAGACCUAUCGGUCAGCCGUGGCACUGUUUGGUGUUUCUUCUCUACAAAGCGUGAAGGUCAUUCCUUUCUCGAAGGAUUGGAUGACCGUCAAGGAAACCCAUCGUGACAGGCUGUUCUCUUUUCUCAAAGCCUCGCUUGCCUCUCCAGCAUUGAAGAUCUGCACCACAUGGCCAAUGAUUGUAGCCGGGUUCGAGGCCAAGAGUGGAAACCUGUCCAUGCGGAGCUUCGUUCUAGGGCGUAUGAAAGAAGACAGUCAGAGGAUGGGAAUCUAUCUUCCAGUCGCGGCUAAAGAGGUCCUAGAGAGAUUUUAUGCCUCUGUAGGAAACACCUGGGACGAUUGUUUCGACAGUCCUCAUGCAUUGUUCACGUAGGAUGAAGGCAAUAAGUAAACCGACCAAACAUGCAUAGAUCGUGAGUCCUUAGCGAAAGGUCAAGUGAUGGCCCUUGGCUCCUGUGACUGAAAUUGAUGAUGUCGUGAAAGGCUUCACCGAAAACGCGCCCGAGUCAUAUUUUUUUCGGCACCUCGGAAGCAGUGCAAACUCUAUUCUGGCUUUAGGUGGU
This is a messenger RNA of Colletotrichum acutatum, 1678 nucleotides long. RefSeq names its product C6 zinc finger domain-containing protein. The coding region runs from base 1 to 1488 and encodes 495 amino acids. The record is from RefSeq and is a predicted model, not a curated record. NCBI's taxonomy places the organism in Eukaryota, Fungi, Ascomycota, Sordariomycetes, Glomerellales, Glomerellaceae. The transcript has 6 exons.